Solanum tuberosum (potato) is the source of this 1998-nucleotide messenger RNA. RefSeq lists its product as uncharacterized. The coding region runs from base 1 to 1998 and encodes 665 amino acids. Gene Ontology annotation, molecular function: zinc ion binding. The record is from RefSeq and is a predicted model, not a curated record. NCBI's taxonomy places the organism in Eukaryota, Viridiplantae, Streptophyta, Magnoliopsida, Solanales, Solanaceae. The transcript has 5 exons.
AUGGAAGAAGAAAUUACAAUUUUGGUUCAACACAAUGGUAAAUGGGAUAGUGAAUACAAUUUCAACAAAUUCAUAGUUGAUGGCGUGACACUAAAAGUGGAUUCGAAUUUGGAUACCAUUCAUGAUGAAAUAACGAAGAAACUUGGGGUUUAUGCUUCUACUGAUACAAUUGAAAUUAAAUAUUCCGUGAAGCAAAAUUAUACUCCAAUGAAGAUCUACAAUGAUAGGAGUUUGAGAUGGUAUUUGGAUUUGAAAAGAAAAAGUUCCUUCACAGAUUUUCCUUUGUGUAUAACAUUGAAGGAAAAAAACUGUGACGGAAUUUUGUCAAAUUCGAAUCCCAUCAAUUCAAGUUCUAAUUCUACCCAUGAUAUGCAACUGGUAGAACGCGUUGAACUCACUCAAACACUUAUUUCAAUAGACAAAAAAUACUUGCAUGAUGAAAUGGAAAGUGACGAAGAUGGUAUAAUCGACAACAGAGUUCACAAAGACAUAAAAAAAAGGUAUUAUCUCGUGUGUGUUGAUGAUCAGUGUUCAUGGUAUUUUAAGUCUUCCAGCCUUAAUAAUUCAAAUAUAUUCAAGGUGAGAAAAAUUUACAAUGUUCACACAUGUGGAAAUGAGUCGAGAUUUUUUUCACAACGUCAUGCUACUUCAAAGUUUGUUGGAGGCUUGAUAACGAGCAAUGUGGACGAUCCUAAGACAAUAUAUACUCCAGCUGAUAUACAAUGUGACAUUAGAAAUCAAUAUGGUGUUGAUUUGAACUACAUGAAGGCAUGGAGGCAUACAAAUCCUGGAUCUGUUACAAGAUUGGUAAAGACAGAGAAUGGACGUUUUUUAUAUGCUUAUGUAGCUCUUUACGCCUCAAUUAAAGUAUGGGAAUAUUGCAUGCCUGUUGUUGUUGUUGAUGGUAGUUUCUUAAAAGCAGCCUACAGGGGAACAAUUUUGACGGCUUGCACACAGGAUGCAGCAGCUUUUGCUGUAGUUGAUUCAGAGAAUGAUGCAUCAUGGAAAUGGUUUUUCGAAAGGAUCCGAGAGACCUGUGGCACAAGAGAAGGUAUGUGUAUCGUAUCUGAUAGGCAUGAAAGCAUUCUGAACGCCACUUCUGUUGUGUAUCCAGGGGUGCCUCAUUGUGUAUGCUUAUACCACCUUUGGGGCAAUAUUAAGAAAAUUUUCAGGAAGCACCAUAAGGUCCUGAGAAAAAUAUUUUUUGUAAUGGCUAACGCAUACACAACAGAGGAAUUCAAUCAAUACAUGACUGAGACCUAUAGCAUUGACGAGAGGGUGAAAGAAUACUUAUUCGAUAUUGGAUAUCACAGAUGGUCAAUUGCACACUCAAAUGUUAAUAGAUUCAUGGUGAUGACUUCAAAUAUUGCCGAAUUUGUGAAUGCAGCUGAUAAGGAGGCCAGAGAUCUUAUAUAUGAUUUGGUGGAUUACUUGAUGAAGAUGAUUGGUCGCUGGAACAAUACAAACAGAAAUGAAGCAAUUGCAACAGGCACAACACUCAACACAAAAUAUGAACACCUAAUGAGGGAGAAAAUGAAGGAAUCACAGGGAAUGAUGGUUGUCCCAUCAAUGGAAUAUUUGUAUACAGUUUAUGAUGGAGGUAAACGUCAUAUAGUCAAUAUGCGUGAAAGGAUAUGCACAUGUAGGCAAUUUCAAAUGGAUGUUAUGCCGUGUAAGCAUGCUUUGGCUAUUGUGAGAAAAUACUACAUGAGUGAAUAUGAAUAUUGCUCUGUAUACUACAAGAAAGAUAACCUAUUAAACACAUAUGAAGUUCCAGUGUAUCCUAUUCCUGACGAGAGUAUAUGGGAAAUUCCUCCGGAUGUUGCAGCGGAUAUUUUCCUACCACCCAAAGGAAAAAUCAAACCUGGCAGGCCACAAAAGAUAAGGUACAAAAACGGUGGUGAAUCAAGACCAAAGAAGUCAAGAAUUACAUGCGGAGUGUGUGGACAACAAGAUCACAAUAGGCAGACAUGCCGAAACAUUCCGCAAGCAACUUAG